ACCCGCUCCUGUUCCUGCAGGCACUGCAGACACGGUGGCCCACAAGGGAGCUGCAGCAGCUCCGGGAGGAAGCCUGGCGGGGCUUUGCUGCCCUGGAUGACCCACUCACAGGACUCCUGGACAUGCUGGAGGGUGGCCACACCAGCGGGGGACAGGGUCACUCACUGCAGGCCUGGGUUGCCUGGCAGCCCACAGCUGGGACAGCUGCAGGCCCGUGCAGCUGGGGUCCUCACUGGGAGCCCCCUCAGUCUCACAGAGCUUCUGGUCAGCAUCUUCCGGCUGCAGGAUGCUGACCGGAGCCUCCUGCUGGACCACAUUGACCGCCUCCACGAGAGGGGCAAGUUCAAAGAGGCCAUCCUGCUGAGCACAAAGCUCAAGCUGCAGCCAGAACUUGACCUUGAAAAGAUGAGCACCCCGCUGCUCCUCCAGAACAAGAUGAACCUGGUGGAGCGCUACGUGGAUGGCUUCCCAGACCUGCAGAGGAGGCUGCUGGUCCUCAUGGAUUCCUGGUGCCAGCCUGGCUUCGACAUCAGAGAUGUUGCCAGGAGGUUCCCGAUGCUGACGGCCACCAGGCUGGAGAAGCUGAGCCCAAAACCGCUGAGCAGACAGGUGCUGCGGCUGCUGGGACGAUGUGGCAUGGACCCCGCCCUGUGCUCCAACGUCAUCAACCAGCAACACCUAGGGACCCUGCAGUACCUGUGCUACAAACGGUUUGUGGAGGGAAGCCUGUCUCAGGAGAACUGGGCCGAUCACGUGCGGGACCUGGUGGGGCAGAGUGAGUGGCUGCAGGACAGGCUGCUCCAGCUGGUGGCCUCUCACGGUGGCGUGGCCAUGACGGCACGGUGCGCCCUGGACCUCUCGCUGCCCGAAGGGCGGCUGCCGGCCACUGUGGCCAAUGAGCUAAGCAGGCUUCGGCUGCAGGAGAGGACAGCCCAGGCUGGCAGGAGCCUCGAGGAGCCCAGCUGCAAGGACAGGAGCAGUUACUACCAGCUCCCCAUUGCCAGGGAGGACAUCUGCUUCCUGGCCACAUGGGAGGACCUGGCCCGGCACGGGCCCGAGCUCCUGCAGCCCGGUGGAGUGGUCGGCAUGGACCUGGAGUGGAGGCCCUUGUUCCAGGCAGUGCGUCGGCCCUGCGCUUCCCUAGUGCAGCUGGCGGUGGAGGGCCGCGUGCUGCUGCUAGACAUGCCCAGACUUGCCCAGCCCCCGGGGGGACGGGGAGCGCAGGCCUUGUCCCAACUCCUGGGCCAGCUCUUCUCAGACCUCUCCAUCACCAAGUUGGGUUACGGGAUGGCAGGAGACCUGCGGAGCCUGGCCGCCUCCUGCCCCACCCUCGCCGAGGCUGAGAAGCAGAUGCGGGGCGUCCUGGACCUGCAGCAGGUGCACAGGCAGAUGCGGUUGGCAGGCAUGCCAGGCCCAGCUGUGGAUGCGGCAGGGGCACCACGGGGCCUGAGCCUCCUGGUGCAGCAGGUGCUGGGCAAGCCCCUGGACAAGGCGGAGCAGCUCUCCAACUGGGACCUGCGGCCACUGCGGGAGGCGCAGCUCAUCUAUGCAGCCACAGAUGCCUACUGCCUGCUGGAGGUGUACAGGGUGCUGUGCCGAGACCCUGCCCGCUUCCACCUGUCUAUGAACCUGGCCAAGAGCCUGGGGCCCAGGCGCAGCUCGAGAUCAGGGGCCCAGGGGCCACCUGGCCGGCAAGAGGCCCCGUCCUCGCCCCAGCAGGUGCCUGCGGCAGUGGGCGAGGGAGCAGCCCCCGAGGUGUCUGCCAAGGACUUCCGCGUGGUGUGUGACAGCAUGCUGCAGGGGUUGGCACGGAGCCUGCGCUGCCUAGGCGUGGAUGUGCGUGUGCUGGGGGCCGGCGAGGACCACCGCAGGGCGGCUGAGAUUGCCAGACUGGAGGGGAGGAUUAUCCUGACAUCGGGGCUGCCGUACCACAAGCUCCAGGCCCAGGUCGGGGCUGGGCGUUGCCUCUCGGUCGACUGCUCCCUCAAGGCCCGGGAGCAGGCACGGGCUGUGCUCAGACACUUCAACGUGCAAGUCACCCUCUCCGACGUCUUCAGCCGCUGCCAGGUGUGUAACUGUGACCAGUACCUAAAGGUCUCCAAGGACAUGAUGAAGCACCUCAUGCAGCUCAACGGCCACCACGAAGGCCCCAGUGGCACGGGUGAGGGUGCAGAUGCGGCCCUGUCAGUCCCCGGGCCCCAAAGGGUCGAACGUGGGGUCUGUGGGGACAGGCAGCCCAGCUCUGAGCUUCCUGGUGAAGAGACCACCCCAAGGGAGGACAGGCAGGGGACAGGCUCAGCACCGGAGCCGGCCCCCAGGGACUGUGCCUAUGACCCGCCAUGCCGCUGGCUGGAGGCGUCCGACCUGCAGACCAUCACGCCCGCCACACUGGGCAACGGCACUCGGCUGCAGCUGGCGGGGGUCCCAGCGGGUGUGCUGUGGCGCCCGGGACAGUGGCCUUUCUAUUGCUGCACAGGUUGUGGCAAAGUCUUCUGGGAAGGCUCCCACCUGGGCCGCCUGACAGCACACUUCCACGAGGUCCUGGAGACACCACCGCCCCAGCUCCUGUGAGCCCCCAGCCUGGCUGGCAGCCCCCGCGGGACGGCCUCCGCCCCGGGAAGCCCUGCAAUAAAAG
This is a messenger RNA of Trichechus manatus latirostris (Florida manatee), 2635 nucleotides long. RefSeq names its product exonuclease 3'-5' domain containing 3 (gene EXD3). Gene Ontology annotation, molecular function: nucleic acid binding; 3'-5' exonuclease activity. The record is from RefSeq and is a predicted model, not a curated record. Gene Ontology annotation, biological process: nucleobase-containing compound metabolic process. The transcript has 20 exons. The coding region runs from base 97 to 2571 and encodes 824 amino acids. Lineage: Eukaryota; Metazoa; Chordata; Mammalia; Sirenia; Trichechidae.